This is a messenger RNA of Aspergillus alliaceus, 1076 nucleotides long. RefSeq names its product aromatic alcohol reductase. Bases 117 to 1010 code for a protein of 297 amino acids. Gene Ontology annotation, molecular function: oxidoreductase activity. The transcript is spliced from 2 exons. The record is from RefSeq and is a predicted model, not a curated record. Lineage: Eukaryota; Fungi; Ascomycota; Eurotiomycetes; Eurotiales; Aspergillaceae.
UAUAAGACUGCCCAGAUAUCCACAGGAACAAACUUCAUCUAAAGGAUUCUCAACAUAUUUGUUCUGGUUAUUCUUCAGCCAAAGCGUUCUACUAGUAAAACGCCACCUGUGGAAAGAUGUCACCAAGAGUAGCAAUUGCGGGGGCUAGUGGCAAUCUUGGCCCGGCUGUGCUCACAGCUCUGCUCAAGGCGAGCUUUGAGGUGACCGUCCUGACUAGGGCUGGAAGUGAUGACAACAGCAAUUUCGGCCAGGCACGCGUGGUAGCAGUCGACUAUAGCUCCUUGGAGUCCUUGACCUCAGCGCUGGAUGGUCAAGAAGUGGUCAUCAGCACCCUCGGAGCUAUUCCUCGAGACAUACAUCUCAGGUUGGUGGACGCCGCUGUCGCUGCCCAGGUACAGCGCUUCAUUCCCUCGGAGUUCGGCUCCGACACAACCAAUGAAAAUGCGGCCAAGCUACCUGUCUACCAAGACAAGAUUGCUGUUCAAAAAUACCUCCAGGAGAAGUCCAGGGAGUCCGGUGGGAAAUUCUCCUAUACUAUCCAGAUCAAUGGUCCCUUCCUCGACUGGGGUCUUAUGGUCAAGUUCUUGCUGAACUGGGAGGGACCAGAAGCUGAGCUAUAUGAUGGGGGUGAUAGAAAAUUCAGUACCACUACGCUUUCAGGAGUGGCCAAAGGAGUUUGCGGCAUAAUCAACAAUCUUGAGGCCACUAAGAACCGCACAGUGUAUAUACGUGAAGCUGAUGUCUCUCAGAAUCAGCUGCUGAAAAUCUCGGGCAAACAACUCGCUACAAAGUCUAUUAGCACGGUAGAGUUGGAGAAGCAUGGUUUUGCCGAACUCAGCAAGCCAAACCCCGACCCAGCAGUAUUUGUUUUCAACUUUCUCCGGCGAGCUAUUUUCGGUGAAGGGUUCGGCAGCCUGUUCCCUGUUGAGAGUCUUAGCAACGAUUUGCUGGGUGUGGAACAUCUGAGAGAGGAGGAACUCGAAGACAUUGUGACUAAGUGCACGAACUAAGUUGUAUCCUUUCAUGCUUGCUAGAGUGAACAGUCCAUAUCUCAUGUUAUUCCUACUUCUCUAAUC